Messenger RNA from Cuscuta campestris, 2690 nucleotides. The record is from the annotation of a GenBank genome assembly. NCBI's taxonomy places the organism in Eukaryota, Viridiplantae, Streptophyta, Magnoliopsida, Solanales, Convolvulaceae.
GUCCUCCGAUGAAUUUAUGAGGCGAGAUACCUUAAAAGUCAAACUAAGGGCCCACGUGCACAAAGAGAGCUUUGAAGAAGAGUUUUCGGUUCUCUCAGAGAGCCUGCAAUUUGGGAUCUUUCGCCGUUAAUGGAAAGUGUGGGUUUUCUGAGGAGUUGACCCCUAAACAUUUCCAAGCUUGGAUUUUUUUGGGAGGGGUUUAUUUGUUCACAAGUGGGGCAUUUAUUGUGUAUUUAGUUUUGGAGUGGGUUUCAGGUUUCAAGAAUCGAUUGGAAGGGGGAGGGGGGUUGUUGUAGGGUGUGUUUGGGUGGUUGACGGUGGAAAUUGGAGGGUUUUUUGAAUUGGGGAUCUCCAAUUUCUCCAUUCUUUCCAAGAAAUUGAAGUUUUUGAAGGGUAUUUCUGUGAAAUUGGAGGGAGGGUGGAAGUUUAGGGUAAGGGUUUUCAGCAUUGUGGAGAGGAAUGGCUUGUAUGAAGCUGGGAUCUAAGGCAGAUGGGUUCCAGAGGAAAGGGCAAGCUUGGUUCUGCACAACUGGUCUCCCAAGUGAUAUUGUUGUUGAGGUUGGCGAAAUGUCCUUCCAUCUCCACAAGUUCCCAUUGCUUUCAAGAAGUGGAGUUAUGGAAAGACUUAUUGCAGAGGCAUCCGAAGAGGGAGAAGACGGUUGUUGUGUGAUUCAGCUCCAUGAUGUUCCCGGUGGGGCCAAAACUUUUGAACUCGUGGCUAAGUUCUGCUACGGCGUAAAGCUCGAACUCACUGCAGCGAAUGUCGUGCACCUAAACAGCGCCGCUGAGCAUCUUGUGAUGAGCGAAGAGUAUGGGGAGGGGAAUCUUAUUUCCACAACCGAAACGUUUCUUAACCAAGUUGUCCUGCGAAGCUGGAAAGACUCACUGAGAGCUCUCCAAUCGUGCGACGCGGACCAACUCCACAUUGCAAAGAGGUGCAUUGAUUCACUGGCAGCAAAGACGGGUACUGACCCGAACCUAUUCGGAUGGCCCGUUACCGAGCUCAGCGGGCCCAUGCAAAGCCCGGGAGGGAGUGUCUUGUGGAAUGGGAUAAGCACGGGCGCGAGGCCCAAAACUUCAAGUUCGGAUUGGUGGUACGAGGACGCGUCAACCCUAAGCUUGAGCCACUACAAACAACUGGUUUCAGCUAUGGAGUUGCGUGGCAUUAGCCAAAAGACAAUCGCCGGUUCCCUUUGUUACUAUGCGAAAAAACACCUACCCGGGCUGAACAGGCGUCAAACAAGUGCUGAGCCCAUUGGCUACCAAGGAAGGAUGGGUUCUGAAGAGGAGCAGAAGGCUUUGUUGGAGGAGAUGGAGAGGUUACUUCCCAUGCAAAAAGACAUGGUCCCGCCGAAAUUCCUCUUCGGGCUUCUUAGGACCGCGAUGAUUCUCAGGACGGACCCCACUUGCGUGUCGAACUUGGAGAAAAGGGUAGGGAUGGAACUCGAUGGGGCCACUCUUGAGGACCUCUUGAUGCCCACUUUCUCCCAUUCCAUGGAGACUCUGUACAACGUCGACUGCGUGCAGCGGGUUCUUGAGCAUUUCUUGGCAAUGGAUCAGGGGGCAGGCGAAGAGUCGCCGCCGUGCUCGGCGGUUGAUGACGGGCAGGUGGUGGGGCCCGCGUCGCUGACGCCGAUCACUACGGUGGCCAAGCUCAUUGAUGGGUACCUUGCUGAGGUGGCACCGGACGUGAACUUGAAGCUUCCCAAGUUUCAGUCUCUUGCUGCUGCUGUUCCCGAAUACGCGAGGCCCUUGGAUGACGGCCUCUAUCGCGCCAUCGACAUCUAUCUAAAGUCGCACCCGUGGUUGCCCGAAUCCGACCGGGAAAGCCUGUGCAGGCUGAUGGACUGCCAGAAGCUGUCCUUAGAGGCUUGCACCCACGCAGCGCAGAACGAAAGGCUGCCUUUGAGGGUCAUAGUCCAAGUCCUCUUCUUCGAGCAGCUCCAGCUGAGGACAUCGAUCGCCGGCUGCUUCCUGGUGUCGUCGGAAAACCUCCAGGACAGAGGCGGCGGCGGUGUGGGACCCACCGCGGCGGCGGCGGCGGAAGGAGGGUGCUGGGCAACGGCGGUGAGGGAAAACCAGGUCCUGAGAGUGGGGAUGGACAGCAUGAGGCUCCGCGUGUCCGAGCUGGAGAGGGAGUGCUCCCUCAUGAGGCAGGAGAUUGAGAAGUUGGGCCGCGGCACCGCCAAGGCGGCGCCGCCUGCGGUGGGGCCCACCACCGGCGGCGGCGGCGCGUGGGCCCACGUCUCGAAGAAGCUCGGCUUCAAACUGAAGUCGUCUCAGAUGUGCCGUGCCCAGGAGGGGUCGGUUAGCAACCAGAACAGCACGGCGGACGCUCUCAAGCCCGACAAUGCAAAGGGGAAAACCCGCGCGAAACACAAGAAAAACGUAUUUAUAGAUCAAUGAAUGAAAACGUUCUUCAUCAUCUUCAUCAUCUUCUCGUUCAAGGUUUAUAAGAUCCAUCUGGGAAUAUUAGGGUUCUUCGAGGGUGUUUGCGGUUGUGUUUAAAGAUUGUUUUUGAGUUUGUGUUUUGUAAUCUGUUUCUGCUUGUAGAAGUGCUUCUAAGAAAAGCUAAUAUUGAUGUGUUUAAUAAUCAUUCGUUAACAUUAACUUUCUGAGUUCAGUGUAUUGUAUGUAACUAUGUAGUGCUAUCCAAAAGUCAUAAAAAUCAACAAAAUCUCUAUGUAAUU